Messenger RNA from Paracoccidioides lutzii Pb01, 180 nucleotides. RefSeq lists its product as hypothetical. The record is from RefSeq and is a predicted model, not a curated record. The coding region runs from base 1 to 180 and encodes 59 amino acids. The transcript is spliced from 2 exons.
AUGGGGUAUGAAAACCAUGGAAGUUUUCGUCUUGAGGAAAAGGAGAAGAACAAGCUCUCUAAUUACCAGACUCGCAUUAGAGAUAUGAUAUUUCUGACUGAGACAUGGUCCUCCAGGGAGCAGGGAGCAGGGUACAGUGGGAUUGAAGGUGCGACGUCGUGGAAGAUGUUGAGCGCGUAG